UUACUUUAUUUUUUUUGUUUCUCAGGAUGUGAUCUUCGUGGUGGGAAGCUAAGUUUUUAAACUACCCCAAUGGAUGCAGACAGUGAUGUUGCAUUGGACAUUCUAAUUACAAAUGUAGUCUGUGUUUUUAGAACAAGAUGCCAUUUGAACUUAAGGAAGAUUGCUUUGGAGGGAGCAAAUGUAAUUUAUAAGCGUGAUGUUGGAAAAGUAUUAAUGAAACUUAGAAAACCUAGAAUUACAGCUACAAUUUGGUCCUCAGGAAAAAUUAUUUGCACUGGAGCAACAAGUGAAGAAGAAGCUAAAUUUGGUGCCAGACGUCUAGCCCGCAGUCUGCAGAAACUAGGUUUUCAGGUAAUAUUUACAGAUUUUAAGGUUGUUAAUGUUUUAGCAGUGUGUAACAUGCCAUUUGAAAUCCGUUUGCCAGAAUUCACCAAGAACAAUAGACCUCAUGCCAGUUAUGAACCUGAACUUCAUCCUGCUGUGUGCUAUCGGAUAAAAUCUCUACGAGCUACAUUACAGAUUUUUUCAACAGGAAGCAUCACAGUAACAGGGCCCAAUGUAAAGGCUGUCGCUACUGCCGUGGAACAGAUUUACCCGUUUGUGUUCGAAAGCAGGAAAGAGAUUUUAUAAUUCAUCACUUCAUUGGUUAGAAUCCCUAACUGAGCACCUUUUAAAACCUGCUGCACAUUGGACUCAAAACAAAAGGAAACUGGACCAACAGUAAUUGAGAAAAUAGACUCUUUUAUUCAUUCACGGCUACAGUGUAAAAAGUUCCAGUCCCUUUGGAUUUUAUUUCAAACUUUGCUGUAAUAUAAAAAGGAAGUUUACAAGACAUGACAUUGCUGCUUUUACAGAAGGACAUUCUAUUUAUUUUCGCAGUAAUUCUCAUGUCCCCAUAAGCAGAGCUGUCACAGUGUGCACUACCUUAAAUUGUUUUGUUGUUAUUUUUUUCCAGUUUGAGCUAAUGUGUUUUAUUUGUGAAUAGUCUUUUACAUUUUUGUAUGCUGAAUAUGGGCACCAAAGAACCUGUAAAAGUUAUCUUUUUCAAUUGAAUAUGCACAAAUAAAAGUUUGGAAAAGGUCUCUCUUCA
Molecule: messenger RNA, 1090 nt
Organism: Myotis davidii
Lineage: Eukaryota; Metazoa; Chordata; Mammalia; Chiroptera; Vespertilionidae
Gene: TBPL1
Product: TATA-box binding protein like 1
Exons: 6
Coding region: 70-630 (186 amino acids)
Biological process (GO): DNA-templated transcription initiation
Molecular function (GO): DNA binding; general transcription initiation factor activity
Source: RefSeq, a predicted model, not a curated record